Tigriopus californicus is the source of this 2675-nucleotide messenger RNA. RefSeq names its product phospholipase A-2-activating protein-like (gene Plap). NCBI's taxonomy places the organism in Eukaryota, Metazoa, Arthropoda, Copepoda, Harpacticoida, Harpacticidae. Gene Ontology annotation, biological process: proteasome-mediated ubiquitin-dependent protein catabolic process; ubiquitin recycling. The transcript is spliced from 10 exons. The record is from RefSeq and is a predicted model, not a curated record. Bases 172 to 2556 code for a protein of 794 amino acids. Gene Ontology annotation, cellular component: nucleus; cytoplasm. Gene Ontology annotation, molecular function: ubiquitin binding.
UCACCUUUGGCCCAACAAAAAAUCCUGUCCAUCAGUCAGAGCUAAACUUAGCCGAGUGAUUCGGCCUUUUUUUCCGCUCCGUCAGUUGGUUCGUUCGUUCGUUCUUUCGUUUGCGUCGGAAGGACCCGUCUCCACUUUGGGAUCCCGGCUGCCUUCUUUCUCCCUGGCAAGAUGAGUAUCCCUUUAUCGUCGUCGUCGUCGUAUCGUUUCUCGACCGUGUUGGAGGGUCAUUCGGGCGAUGUGCGCUGCCUGAGCGUGAUUCCGGCGGCCAGUUUCGUGGAGGCGGAUUUCGCCUUGGUCUCGGGCUCGCGCGACCACUCGGCCAAGCUAUGGCACCCGGAUCCCGCCACCAAGAACGCUACCUGGCACUGCGAUCGCACACUCGCCGGACACCAGCGCUACGUCACGGCCGUCACCGUCAAGGAACCCGACACCCAACACCCUCAAGGGUUAAUCUUCACGGGCUCCCAAGAUGGUCAUAUUCGCACGUACCAUCCCUGUUCCAACAACCCCAUUGGUGACACGGAAGCCCAUGCCGCCAAUGUGUCGGCUCUGUUCAUAUCUAAAACGGGGACCCUGAUCUCUGGCUCUUGGGAUACCACUGCCAAAGUGUGGGUGAACGAGAUGAAGCUUACCAUGACGCUCACGGGGCACGAAAUUGCCGUGUGGGCCGUGGCUAUUUUGCCCGAAUGCGGUGUUAUGAUUACCACCGGGGCCGAUAAGACAAUUAAGUUGUGGAAAGGGGGCGUGUGCAAACAAACAGUAACUGGAGCGCACUCCCAAGCCGUCCGAUGUUUGACCAUCGUGUCCAAAGAGAAAUUUAUGUCCGGCUCCAAUGACUAUACGGUGAAAGUUUGGCAGGUAGACCCGCAAGCCGUGAAUACCACGUGCCUGAAGACUGUGCAGGCUCACAAUAACUUCAUUUACUCUAUGAGUGCCUUUAGCGAAGAUAAGUUCAUCAUUGGAGGCGAGAACUCUGGCAUCAAGGUUUUUAAAGAUUUCGAGAAUGAGCAAGUACUUCAAGUUCCUGCUAUAUCGGUGUGGUCCGUGGCUGCCCUUCCCAAUGGGGAUAUUGCUGGUGGGUGUUCCGAUGGGCGUACUUGGAUCUUCUCAGCCGAUCCUGCUCGGCAAGCCUCCGAAGACGCACUCAAGAGCUACGAAACCGCUUUGGCUGGUUUCCAUCGCCCUGCGCAAACUGAAUUAGAUGGUGUGGAUGUGAAGAAGCUUCCAGGAACUGAAGCCCUUCACGCGCCUGGACGAAAAGAUGGCCAAACUCUGAUGGUUCGAGAUGGCCCAAAUAUUUGCGUAUACUCUUGGUCGGCAGGUGAACAAAAAUGGACGAAGAUCGGAGAUGUGACUGGAUCGGCCAAGGGCCAAAACGGAGCUGCUCCGGAUGGAGGCAAGAUCAUGUACGAAGGCAAAGAGUACGAUUUUGUGUUUGACAUUGAUGUGGAUGAAGGCAAGGUGUUGAAGCUGCCUUACAAUCGAAGCCAAGAUCCUUACACGGUCGCUCAGAAAUUCAUUCAUGACAACGAUAUGCCUCAAGUUUAUUUGGACCAAAUUGCCAACUUCAUUUACAAGAAUGCAGGCGUGAAACAACAACCUUCGGGUGGAGGAGGAGCAGUCGAUCCUUUCACAGGUGGUGGUGCCUACUCCACUAGCUCCAAUAGUGAUUACCCUUCUAAUGGCUCCAACGCCAAUAACGCCUUCUCUUCGAGCUCAUACGGAGGCGGUGCAGAUCCAUUUACUGGUGGAGGAAUGGAUGUAGAUGUGACCAAUACAUUUUUCCCUCAGACCAGUUACCUCGCGUUUUCAGUCAAACCCAAAGUAGAGAUGAUGGUCAAGAAGUUGAAGGAAUUCAAUUCUCAAGUAGGAGAUGAGCUUAAAGUGGAUGAGGCCAUUCUUGAACGAUUGCCAGCCCUUUGCUCGUCUGACGGUUCCACCGGUGACGUUGCCAGUCUGAUGAAAGCUUUAAGAUGGCCCAAAGAUUUGGCUUUCCCUGCCUUGGAUAUCCUUCGAUUAGCCAUUACCAAUCCAUCCGUCAACCCUGUCCUCUUGGAAGAUGUUGUGUUGAACGAUCUUCUUUCGCUAAUGUUGGCCAACAUGAAGAGCGAAAUGCCCAUCAACUGUCAAAUGCUUGCCAUGCGAACCCUCGUCAAUAUGUUCUCGGUGCCCAAAGGUGAACGAGUAAUGCUUCAAUGCCGGGAUUCUAUCAUCACUCGUUUGCUCACUCUAUUUCCUUCGGAGAACAAGAACAUUCAAGUGGCCAUGGCUACCCUCAUUUUAAACUACGCGGUCGCCGGCUACCUCAAUCGGGAUGAGGAGUGCCAGGUCCAAUGUAUUUCUUCCCUCACUAUGCUAUUCUUGGACGGCAUCUCGGAUUUCGAGGCCCGAUUCAGAACUUUGGUGGCAAUUGGCACUCUGAUGGGCGAUCAAAACAACGCCAAGUACUUCCUAAGCCUGGACGGGAAAAAUAAAUUACAGGUGUUGAUUGCAAGCUCUGAGACCCCUGAAAAGGUUUCGCAAUGCUCCAAGUUUAUAUUGAGAAGUGUUUAGAUCGCAUUUCGAGGACGCACGAUUGUUAAUAACGUCGCAUAACAAGUUAUGGAAGGAACAACAGGUUUCCCGUCUUGUUUUUUGCCCUAUUGAUUAAAAGAUCCUUUUUAUUGCUCCAA